Xenia sp. Carnegie-2017 is the source of this 3971-nucleotide messenger RNA. RefSeq names its product protein FORGETTER 1-like. The transcript has 33 exons. The coding region runs from base 160 to 3768 and encodes 1202 amino acids. Gene Ontology annotation, molecular function: chromatin DNA binding; histone binding. Gene Ontology annotation, cellular component: nucleus. Gene Ontology annotation, biological process: regulation of DNA-templated transcription. NCBI's taxonomy places the organism in Eukaryota, Metazoa, Cnidaria, Anthozoa, Malacalcyonacea, Xeniidae. The record is from RefSeq and is a predicted model, not a curated record.
GUAAAGAAUAUUGGAAAUAUAUGUGACACCGUCACCUCGAUAUGUCAUGAAAUUUUCAUUAUUUCAUUAGUUAUUACUUUAAUCUUUACGAACAUGCAUCUACUUGCUUUAGAUGGAUUUUCAAUUUGAAGUAGUUAGUCAUCAUUUUAUUCGACAACAAUGUCCAAAACCAUGUCGAAAUAUAAACAAGAAAUCGAACAACAUGGUUCCUCAACAUCGAGGAUAUUCAAUCAAAUUGAUUUGCCGUCAGAAGAACAAGAAGAAAUGAAUAAAAUGGCACAUGAUGUUUCUGAAACUGUGAGUGAGGAAGUAUUUUUGUCAUAUCAAUGUCAUUCCUUGCAUCACAUUAACAAAAUUCAAAAACAUCCAGGAAACAUUGUUGAAGCUGGUUCAUUAUCUGCACAAACUUUGCCAGAAGCUGUUUACCCAAUAUGUGAUUCAAUAAGUAAUGAAAUUAUUGAAAACGGAAAAUUGAGUGAUCUCCAGCUUGAGGGAGUUGUUUAUUGUUGUCAAAGGCAUCAAGUUAUAUUAGCUUGUGGUCAGAGAGCUGGAUUUUUUAUUGGUGAUGGAGCAGGUGUUGGUAAAGGCAGACAGAUAGCGGGAAUAAUUUUGGACAAUUUUGCUCGGGGAAGAACGAAGCAUGUUUGGUUUAGCAUAUCAUCGGAUCUUCGUCUCGACGCACAAAGAGAUCUUCAAGAUAUUGGUUGUUACCUUAAAGUAAUUGAUGGAUGUCAACAGCUUGAUAAAGAAACAAGAGUAUUUGGCCUUUCCAUUGACUUCAAAGAAGGCGUCGUCUUUAGUACAUACGCUACACUUGUCUCAUGUACACAGCGUGCAGGAAAAAGUCGAAGUCGACUGCAGCAAUUGAUUGAUUGGUGUGGAGGAUCAUCGUUUGAUGGAUGUUUAAUAUUUGAUGAAUCACACAAAGCUAAGCAUUACAUUCCGGGAAAGGAGAAAUCCAGCACAAAAGUAGCCUUAGCUGUUGCAACUUUACAAAGACUUUUACCAAAUGCGAGGGUUAUCUACUGCAGCGCAACAGGUGUCACAGAUGUUAAAAAUAUGGCAUUCAUGGAGAGACUUGGUCUUUGGGGUGAUGGAACGCCUUUUAAAACAUUUGAAACAUUUGUUGAUGGCAUUAUCAAAAGAGGAUUAGGAGCGUUAGAAAUGCUGGCAAUGGAAAUGAAAGCAGCUGGAAUGUAUGUUUCCAGAGGAUUAAGUUUUCGUGAAGCUGAGUUUCUUACUGUGCAAUCAUCUCUUUCCGAAGAGCAAAUAAUUCUUUUUGACAAAGCUGCCCAUCUAUGGAAUGAGCUGAAAAAAUCACUGGAGAUAGCGGUUACCAGAACAACAACUUCAAAUAAUAGGAUUUGGUCGACUUUUUGGGCCAAUCAUCAGAGAUUUUUUAAGCAACUUUGCAUGAGUAUGAAAGUUCCAUUUAUUGUUAAAGAAGCUAAAGAAGCGUUAGCAUCUGACCAUGCAGUUGUCAUUGGCUUGCAGACAACUGGCGAAGCAAGUCUUGAAAGUGAAGUGACACGUCUUGGUGGAAACAUCAAUAAUUUUGUAUCAACAACAGCAGAAAUAUUAAAUCGUUUCAUUGAACAAUAUUUUCCAACUCAAAUACAACAACCUAGUGGUGAAUACGUCUGUGAUAAGUGGUGUGUUCAAGCGAAAAAGCUUCUUAAAGAAUUUGUUGAGAAAAUUAACUUACCAAUAAACCCAUUAGAUGAACUUAUUGACAAUCUUGGUGGUCCAUCGUGUGUUGCUGAAAUGACCGGAAGGCGUGGACGAAUCGUACGACUAAAUAAAGGAAAUAAGCCACAGUAUCAAGCUAGAGAAUAUGACAGCACCAAUGUGGAUAGUUUAAAUAUACAAGAGAAAAACAGUUUCAUGAAUGGUGAAAAGUUUGUUGCGAUAAUUUCAGAUGCUGCCAGCACAGGAAUAUCAAUUCAUGCGGAUAUACGUGCUAAAAAUCAACGACGUCGUGUUCAUAUAACAAUGGAGUUACCUUGGAGUGCAGAUAAAGCUGUUCAACAAUUAGGAAGAUCUCAUCGAUCAAAUCAAAGCAGUUGUCCAAUUUAUAAACUGGUAACAACGAAUCUUGGAGGAGAAAGGCGAUUUGCUGCAGCUGUUGCUAAACGACUUCAAUCGUUGGGUGCUUUAACUAAAGGAGAUCGACGUGCAGCAACUGGAGCUGAUCUUUCUCAAUUUAAUUUUGAUACGACUUAUGGAAGGAGUUCUCUUCGACAGAUGUACUCUGCCAUUUGUCAGAAUCAUCUUUUUCCCGGUGUCAACUUGUCUGCUGUUUUGACAUUAGCGAAUGCAAAUAAAGAAUAUCAAUUUGUAGAAUUCAAUGACAUAAUGAAGAAUUGCUUGGUGUCAAUAGGAGUUCUUAUUGACGUGAAUAUGGUUGCUUCAGGAGUGAAGGAAAAUGAGGCGGGAGAUGUGAGCCGAUUUCUAAAUAGAAUACUUGGAUUGAGUGUUGAAAAACAAAACUUGAUUUUUAGUUAUUUUUGUGAGUGCUUGCACGCCAUUGUCGAAGCUGCUAAACGUGAAGGAAGGUACAACCAAGGUGUGACUGACAUUCAAGCUACAUCCAUCAAAAUCGUAGGUGAACCAAGAGAGGUAUUUACAGAGAUACGACGUGGUACUGUUGUAACAAAGCAUGUUAAACUUCAAACUGACCGUGGUGUCUCAUGGGAAAUGGCGUUAAAACGCUUGGAGCAUUCGAAAGGAAAGAUGAAUGGAUUUUAUUAUUCUAAGAAACAGCAGAAAGGAAAACGACUUUAUCUUUUAGCUAUUCAGAAGAAAUCCUCUUCUCAUUUGUUCAGCAUAACAAGACCGAACACGGGAAUAUCACCUUUUGAUGAAGAGAAAAACAAUCUUCUAAACAAAUACAUCGCAAUUUCUCCUGAAGAUGCAGAGUUUGGCUGGAAAGCACAAUAUGAACGUACAUUGGAUUGUUGUAUUCAUGGUAUAGGCUGUAAAUUUGGCAAAACUUGUAAAAUUGGUUGUCGUACUACAGAAAUUCACCUUCUUUGUGGUGGUAUUAUUCCUUUGUUGUCAUUAUUGGAGAGUACUGUAGCCAGAAGAACAAGUAGUCUUGAACUCAGUAAAGAGCUUCGGUCAUUGCGUGUUGUACGAGUUGAAUUGGACAAUGGUCGUCGUCUUGUUGGUCUUCGCUAUCCUGAAGCCCUAAUUACUGAAGUGUCUCUCUUAAUACAACAACAGAAACUAAACUCUUUGGCGAAUAAAGUUAACCUUCGUUUGGGCAUUGCACCUGUCAUCAUGCCAAUGUUAACAGACGCAACAAACUUGACGACAUUUGAGGAACCAACUAUUGUGAAUACAACCUUACUAAAGAAAGCUUUGGCUCCACCUGUUAAUAUAAGAAACUUUUUUAAACCUUGUAAACCUGCCGUUACAGAAAAAACUACUUUAGGUAAUUCGAAGAAUAUGGGAGUCACUUCUACCCAUAAAUGUGAAUCAAUGUAUUUCGAAACUCGUGCGUUUUGCAAACCUCCAAACGACGCAAAGAACAAAACUAAUUCUAUGAAGGGAACUGCGUCUAUAUCAGAGAACAAUAAACGACCAUCUGAAAGCAGUUUCAACCAAAUUGGUAUCAAAAGAUGUAAAAGGCAAGGAAGUAUACUCAACUCAUUAAAUACGUCGACUGUCGAGAGAAAAAAGUGCCCCAUUUGUAAAAAGAUUUUUGGUGUAACAACGAACAAUAAAGAAGUAAAUGAUCAUAUUGAUAGUUGUCUUAUCAAGUGAUCUGAAAAACGACACCAUGAUAGUUGGCUGGUUGUUGUUGAACAUAAGAAAUGAGAUAAUUACGUGGUCGACAAGAAACAUCAAGAUUCUCUGCGUGAAUUAGUGCUCUAUCGAAGCAUAAAAUGUACGUUUGUCUUUGGUUUGAGCAUUUACCUUAAAUGUCGUGCCUGAAAUAAAUGUCCCGUGCAUUGAAUUGAAAAAAA